This is a messenger RNA of Gambusia affinis (western mosquitofish), 4769 nucleotides long. RefSeq names its product interferon alpha/beta receptor 2-like. Lineage: Eukaryota; Metazoa; Chordata; Actinopteri; Cyprinodontiformes; Poeciliidae. The transcript has 7 exons. Bases 376 to 1752 code for a protein of 458 amino acids. The record is from RefSeq and is a predicted model, not a curated record. Gene Ontology annotation, molecular function: protein binding.
GGCAGUAGGAGUACAUAUUACGGUUCCCAGGAUGGGUUGUCUUCUGUCUGUGGUGGGAAUAUUUCCCUGAAGUCCUAAUGGACGGCGCUGGGAAACCUCAUACUUUGAUUCCGAACCAGUUUCCGAGUAAGAUUCCGUUCGGUUUCUGGAGUUGUACUGGUUCCGAACGAUGCUAGUACGUGUUUAAGCUAGCGACACGUUUCCGGGGAGUGGGCGUCUGUUUAGUGGGGUAUCGUCCAAAUAUUUGGCGUUUAGUGGACUCGUUGGGGAAAUUGUGUUUAUGUUGUUAACUUUUCUAGAGAAGCGGUAAAUAAAGAGUUGAGGAACAUGAACGCAGCGGAGUCCAGGAAAAAACGGUUCUGAGAUGGUUCCGUCAUGACUGAACUGCUGUGGAUUCUGACCUGCUUGCCGCUGGCUCUGACAGCUGUGAGUACGCUGCCAGCACCAAUAAACGUAAAGGUGACCGUGGAUCAGUCGGGUUACGUGCUGAGAUGGGAACCGGGAGUAGGAACCCCCAAUGGGACGUCUUUCAACGUUUAUACCUACAGAGAGAAACCAAUAUAUCAGUGGGUCUCAGUAUGCCAAAGCGUUCAGAGUCCACUGGCCUGCAACCUGACUAAAACAUUUGGGGACCUACUGCAUAACUUUAAAAUCAAGGUGGAGGCUCACCUGGGGAACCGCACAUCCAAAUCAGCCCAACUUGAAGAUUAUAAACCAGCAGCCCACCUGCCUCUGCCCAGGCUGAUCGUCACAUCGUGCAGCAACAAACUCUGCCUGAGCUUCCAGCCUCCAUACUCUCGCUACCAGGAGACCUACGACAAUAUCAGUUAUGAUCUUCUGAUCAAGAGCAGCAACACCAAGAUCAUAAACAUUCGUUCUCUGGAAAGAAUGGAAAAUGUGACGGAUCUGGUUCCGGGCAAUGAUUACUGCGUCUCCAUCCGGUUCAGCUACACCCUGUAUAAACUGUGGUCCAACUUCAGCCAGCCUGAAUGCAUUUCCGUCCCAAAAGUCUUUUCUUCAGACGCAGUCAUUUCUGCAGUGCUAAGUUUACUGGUGAUGGGCAUCAUCGCUGUCUUUGCUCUGCUGUUCUGGACCGGUUUCAUCUGUCUGAAACGGCGUCCGAUGCCUUCGGUUCUGACCUCCAUUUCUCACUUAGAAGAAGUGAAAGUUUCGUCCUGUGGAGAUGCCCAAUCGUCUCUGCUUAAGGUCAGGUCGAUGGCGCCCCCUGGAGGCAAGAGGACAUCCAGCAGUUCAGAGGAAUCAGAUGAGGAGAGCUGCACAGAAAACUCCGGUUUGAGCUCCUCUGGAGCAAAUUACGCUCUGCAUCAGGGCGCCAACCCGCUCUCCUCCACCUCAUCAUCUUCAUCAUCCUUAUCUUCUGCUUCCAAACCGAAACCUCCACCCAACCGGACCCCUGACUCGCAGCACGAGGUUCUAGUUGUUAUAGAACCUCGGCCUGGAGCUGAACAGAAACUUGAUAGUUUAGAAAAAAGGAUAACUGAGGAAGAGGAGGCGGCGGUGAACGUUGGACAGGAAGUGAACCUCCUCACUUUGACUUUCGGCUGGCCGGAGGAGGAAGAGGAGGAGAAAGCAGAUGAGGAAGGCUGCCCAGAUGUUCCAGAUGAGUUGCGCGCUCUGGCAGCUCCUCUGGCUCAUCCUCCUCAGCCUGCUGAUGAUGCCGCGGCGUCAUACUGUACUGAUGAAGAUGAAGCUUACGAUGACUGCGACUACAUGUGCAGACAGGCCAUGUGACGCGUCUCCAAUCCUGUCUGGAUCAGCUGGACUGACCCGGUUCUGGUCAGGAAUAGAUUUCCACUCCGCCUUCUUUAAAACAAAUCUACACAUAGAUUUGUCAUCAGAUUGGAUCUUCCUGUGUCAGUUACUGCAUGUUGGCACUUCAGAUCAUUUAGUGGAAGACCUUCAACCUCCCCAGAUCCAAACCAGUGUUGGGUUUUGUUUUUUGUUUUUUUUUAGAUUAACGAAGCUAAACGAAUAGAAACAUAAAUGCAGCGUGCGCUGGGCGCCUACCGAGCCACUCCUUGAUGAACCCAAACGCAGCCAAUGUUUUCCCUCAGGGUGAUGAAUCGCUGGUAGCAUGUACAUCUGUGCUGCUACGAGUCUCCAUGGUAACGAUUCAAACCGCUUUCUAGCCCUCCCACCGACAAAACCACAGUUAGCGGCUGGAGUCUGUUCAGCCCACAAACUUCAGAACCAGGGGUGGGCUUAAGAUACUAUUUUCAUAACGAUGAAGUGACAAUAAGGGCUACUUGCUUCUUUUCUAGGUAACUGAAUGGCUGAGUAUCACAUGAUACAGUUUGCUGGACAAUAAAUUGUCCCUGAAAUUAUUGCGUUAAGCGAUAUUAUCAUUUUGACACCAUUAACUAAUAAUAAUAAAGGCAUAUUUAUGCAAGUAUACCAACUCAAAGAUUUAAAAAACUUUAAUUCCUACAGAAAGUUUAACCUGAAAACAAAACAACAAUGAUUAAAAUGGAUUAUGACGUCUAUAAUUAAAAUUGGCUUAAUUAUAGAGUGAGUGCCCCCAGGCAAAAGGGACAGUGAGUGCAAACUAACUACUUAGUUCUCGACUCAAAUGUUUAUCAAAAUAACGGCGGUUUUUCAGUGAUGUUACUGGGGAGGAUCUCUGUAACGAUUGUUGUCCAAACUGAAAUGAUCCAACCUGUUUUAACUUGUCAUGCUAUUAAUUGAUUUAUUGUGACGGGCAAUAAUAACCCCACAAACACAAGUAUUACUCUUGAAAAAUGCUCCUUUUUGUAAAAGCUUUCUUAGGCCAGUCACAUAAAAAAUAUUAUUUAUAUUAUUAGGCUGCAAAUCAUAAAUGCUUUUAAUCAUAUUUUCACAUUUAUUGAUUCUUUCAUUGAACAAAUAGUGGGGAAAAUAGUAAAGGUAUGAUAGUUUUAAACAUUAAUUGGAAUUUAUCAUGAUGACGAUAUAUCAAGAUUCUUGCCAUACGAAAUGUAUUACGAUAAAUGAUAAACGAUAUGAUAAACGCUGAGCCCUCGUUCUUGAUUCUGCCCUGUUUGAUGGUUUAUGUUAGCUUAUUAUCUGUUCUGCUCUUUGUAGAGUAAAACUAGUAAAAUACAAGCAAAUGUUCUCUGGUUAAUUAGUCAGAAUGUUUUUCCCCACUGUUGGAAAUGCGCAACGGUUGCUUGAAAACUGACUGGCACAGCAACAAGCAGGGGAGGGUCACUUAGGCUGCAUUCACACCAGUCUUGUUUAGUUUGCUUUAAUUGAACUCUAGUUCAUUUGCCUAGAAAGUCCGGUUCGUUUGGGGAGGUGUGAAUGCAUAAAAAGCAAACUGCUAGAUUUAGACAAAACUUAAUAGGAAUAAUUAAUAUUUUUGCACGUUUUUAGACUUGGAUUUGGUUUCAAUAAACAGCCAAAUCACUUAAAAAACAUUCAGAAGUGCUUUUGGCAAUAAGUUGUCCAUUUCAAAAACCUCCCAAAUGUUGCGUUACGAAUCAGCAGGCACUGCCCGUUACCGAGCAACGCCAGCCCGUUACUGAGCAACGGUCUGAGUGGACCGUUGAGUGGCCCAAGUGGAACUCCAGAACGUUUGAUUAGUUUUCCGUUCAUCCGGCGGCUCAUCAUCCCCUCAUUUCUAACUUUAACCGCCCGGUUUCUCGUUUACACCUCGUAGGUAUUUGUUUCAGAUUCGAUUCUGGCAUUUCUUUUAACAUUUACAUCAUGCAAAAGGACCAAUUAUUAGUUUUCUGGGUAUUAUUUUAAAGUUCAGCUGUGAAAUGAAAACAUUUCAUCAUCUUUUGUUCCUGCACUCCAAAAACACUGAAGUAUUUUUGGUCUGGUGUACUUGAAAUAAGACAAAACAUAUAAGUAACCUUUCGGCAAAAUAUAGGAGUUUAAGUGAAUAAUUUCUUAAUAUUGAUGAAAAAUUACUAGUUUUACUGGUAAAUUAUUUCUAUUACAUAACAUUUUUGCAGGUUUAUGUGGGAAUGUUAAUAUUAAGGAAUUAUUACCUAAAACAAGUUUUUGUAUCUUGCUAAAACGUUACUUUAAUUAGUUUUGUCUUAUUUUCAAGUGUGCUAAGAUAUUUCCACUAAACUAGACCAAAAACAUUUUGUGUUUUUGCAGUGUUUUUCACUUGUUACAGUAUUUUUUUUGUUGUAUCCGUUUGUCUUUUUUUUCCAAAUGGACUUUUAAAGGUGAAUCAUGAACCAACAGCUGUGCAGAUGCUACAUUACCUCGUUUUCAGCUGAUUUAGAUAAAGAUGCACUGACCUUUUCUAUCAUUUUGUUCUGUGAAGCCAUUUUUGGUCUGUAAACACCUCAAUUAGAUUGACCUAUUUUUAGUUCAUGAACAGUAAUUAGACACAGUUUAGGAAGAUUUUGAUACUUAACUCGUGUAAUUUUUACUGUAUAAUUUGAUUUUAUGUUUUAAGUUGGUUAAAAAAGCACAAUCAGGAACUCCUAAGUUUUGUUUUGCUCUGAUAAAGGUUGAUGUUAACCCAGGUGGUUAACUCUUUCCAAAUCUGUAUCAGAUACUGCAGUCUGGAUGUUUUGGUGAAAUGUUGCCAUAUUUUUUAGUUGUUUUGUUUAAAUGUUCAAUAAUAUUCAUUUUGUAAUCCUGACUGUUCGAUCAAAUUCUCACCUUGUUCAGCCAUAAUCAUUUUGCCUGUGAAAUGGGACCGCUCCGUAUGGAACGCUCCGUCUGUUGCAUCUUUUAUAUUUUUGUAUUUUGCACUGAUGAUGGGAAAAUUGUAAAUAAAUUGUACAAAGAAGCAGUUUUUUAAA